Molecule: messenger RNA, 669 nt
Organism: Fusarium graminearum PH-1
Lineage: Eukaryota; Fungi; Ascomycota; Sordariomycetes; Hypocreales; Nectriaceae
Exons: 3
Coding region: 1-669 (222 amino acids)
Source: RefSeq, a predicted model, not a curated record
AUGAACAUCACUCGUGGAGAAUAUGGCAACUUUGUCACACAACCAAUGAGUAGUGUUGGAGGCUCUCAAGGAGCAAGUCAGACGCAGGCGCCUGAUUACUCGUGUGGAGGUUUGAACGAACGUCCGGUGAGAGCCCCUGAGAGAUCCUACCAGCCCGAUGGCUAUCAACCGGAGGAUCAAAUGAGCUAUCCUGCUCCGGAGCAGAGUGCACCUGAAUAUUCAGGGAUUCCUUCCUACGGAUACGCCAAGCAACUCUAUCGUUCUCGUUUUCUUGGCCAGCCUUCCAGAUUACAGUUACCUUCUAACCGUCAAAAUAAAAACAGAAGUGUCAACAACUUUUUGGAUCCCAGUCCCUACGAAUUGCAGGUCUCCAGCGAGAGCUCCCGUGUAGAGAGCGAAAGUCUGAGGGCGACAUCACACGACAUUCGCACAGAUCCUAGCCCUUACGAGCUACAAGCUUCACUCAGUAACAGCGACAGCGUCGGUUCAACGAGUGGGGAUCAGGAGGGCAAUCAGGACAACACUGGCAACAAGGGACGUCCUCGCCGCCGUGCCCGUCGCGGGAACAUGAACGUAAUGGAUCGUCUCCCUCGUCCCGCAGCGCCGUUUGUUCCGAUCCCCGAGCAUGAUGAAUACCCUGAAUACCCUGCGCACCCUCCGUACAUCUAG